CAACAACAUUUAGAAGCACAUUUGAACAUAAGCACGGAAGAAUUAGUAAAAAGAGUGCGUGAGUUUUUAGGCCGGUUCUCCAUCAGUCAGAGAUUGUUCGGCGAGAAAGUUCUAGGCCUCUCGCAAGGUUCUGUGAGCGAUUUGCUGGCGAGGCCGAAGCCCUGGUGCGUUCUGACGCAGAAAGGUCGAGAGCCCUUUGCCAGAAUGAAGAUGUUUUUAGAGGACCAGGAUGGC
Helobdella robusta is the source of this 234-nucleotide messenger RNA. RefSeq lists its product as hypothetical. The record is from RefSeq and is a predicted model, not a curated record. Gene Ontology annotation, molecular function: DNA binding. The annotation marks the transcript as partial. The transcript has a single exon. Lineage: Eukaryota; Metazoa; Annelida; Clitellata; Rhynchobdellida; Glossiphoniidae.